GGUCUUAGUGUGAAAAGGUAUUAGGAAACAGUGGGAAACCGAAAGCUAAGACCCAGACGUGGCAAAGGGGUUAAAUUAAUAUAAAGAUGCGUUGAACUCUUGCAGUGUGAGGGGGGUUGGGUACCCUUGAAAAGUGUUGAGAGGGGUGUUUGUCGGAUUAUGCAGUGUGAAAAGGGAGCUGGGUGGGAGGUUGCUUUGUUUGGUUUAUAAGUAUGGGUAACUAGGUGAAAGUGAAGGUCAGAUUUGGGUGUCCUGGGGUGUAAAGUGGGAAGAGAGAUGUAUUAUAUAGAGAGGUGGUAGUCUGAGAAUUCCUGGCAUGAGAAUGAGAUGGCCAAUGUCACAUGGAUAACUUGGGACUCUGGAUAUUCCCCAUAAUAGGCUGGGCGUUGAGGGCCGGCUGUGCGUCAUGGGAAGUGAGUGGAUUGGGUAGGUUAUGAAGGCCAUGGUGGGCGUACUUUGCUGCAAGAUGAGGAGUGAGACUUGGAGUCGAGUCCUGAGAAAGGCCCAGGGCCUGGCUGCUGCCAUGACGGAGGAGUCGGAGGAGACCGUCCUGUACAUUGAGCACCGCUAUGUCUGCUCCGAGUGCAACCAGCUCUACGGAUCCCUGGAGGAGGUGCUGGUGCACCAGAACUCACACAUGCCCCAGCAGCACUUCGAACUGGUGGGUGUGGCCGACCCUGGGGUCACAGUGGCCACCGAGGCAGCUUCAGGCGCAGGCCUCUAUCAGACCCUAGUUCAGGAGAGCCAGUACCAGUGUCUCGAGUGUGGGCAACUGCUGAUGUCACCCAGCCAGCUCUUGGAGCACCAGGAGCUGCACCUGAAGAUGAUGGCGCCCCAGGAGGCCGUGCCCGCCGCACCAGCAUCCAAGGUUGCGCCCCUGAGCUCCAGCGCCAUCCACUUCGAGUGUGUGGAGUGCAAGGCUCUCUUUGCCAGCCAGGAGCUGUGGCUGAGCCACAGGCAGACGCACCUCCGGGCCACGCCCACCAAGGCUCCUGCCCCAGUUGUCUUGGGGUCCCCAGUUGUCCUCGGCCCCCCUGUGAGCCAGGCCCGUGUAGCUGUGGAGCAUUCAUACCGAAAGGCAGAAGAGGGUGGGGAAGGGGCAGCUGUCCCCUCCGCAGCCGCCGCCGCCACCACUGAGGUGGUGACGGAGGUGGAGCUGCUCCUGUACAAGUGCUCCGAGUGCUCGCAGCUCUUCCAGCUGCCCGCCGACUUCUUGGAGCACCAGGCGACCCACUUCCCCGCCCCCGCCCCGGAGUCCGAGGAGCCUGGCUUACAGCCCGAGACCCUGGUCCCGUCGCCUGCCGAGGUACCGGUGCCUCAGCCCGAGCCCCUGCCGUCCUCGGACCACAGUUACGAGCUGCGUAACGGGGAAGCCCUUGGACGCGAUCGCCGGGGGCGCCGGCCCCGGAGGAGCAACAGCGAGGAGCCGGGCGCUGCGGCCACCCAGGAACUCUUUUGCUCGGCCUGUGACCAGCUCUUCCUCUCGCCCCACCAGCUGCAGCAGCACCUGCGGAGUCACCGCGAGGGCGUCUUUAAGUGCCCCCUGUGCAGCCGGGUCUUCCCCAGCCCCUCCAGUCUGGACCAGCACCUGGGUGACCACAGCAGCGAGUCCCACUUCCUGUGUGUGGACUGUGGCCUGGCCUUCGGCACGGAAGCGCUCCUCCUGGCCCACCGGCGAGCCCACACCCCAAAUCCUCUGCAUUCGUGCCCCUGCGGCAAGACUUUUGUCAACCUUACCAAGUUCCUUUAUCACCGGCGGACCCAUGGGGCAGGGGGCGUGCCUCUGCCUACAACCCCGGUCCCACCAGAGGAGCCUGUCAUUGGUUUACCUGAGCCCACCCCAGCUGAGAGCGGUGAGCCAGAGGCUCCGGAGCCCCCGGCGUCUGAAGAGAGCUCCGUGGAACCCACGGCCCCGGGCACCUACCGCUGCCUCCUGUGCAGCCGGGAGUUUGCCAAGGCGCUGCAGCUGACCCGGCACCAGCGGUUCGUGCACCGGCUCGAGCGGCGCCACAAGUGCAGCAUUUGUGGCAAGAUGUUCAAGAAGAAGUCGCACGUGCGCAACCAUCUGCGCACACACACAGGAGAGCGGCCCUUCCCGUGCCCUGACUGCUCCAAGCCCUUCAACUCACCUGCCAACCUGGCCCGCCACCGGCUCACGCAUACCGGGGAGCGGCCCUACCGCUGCGGGGACUGCGGCAAGGCGUUCACGCAGAGCUCCACCCUGCGACAGCACCGCCUGGUGCACGCGCAGCACUUCCCGUACCGCUGCCAGGAGUGCGGGGUGCGCUUCCACCGCCCUUACCGCCUGCUCAUGCACCGCUACCACCACACCGGCGAGUACCCCUACAAGUGCCGGGAGUGCCCCCGCUCCUUCUUGCUGCGCCGCCUGCUGGAGGUGCACCAGCUCGUGGUCCACGCCGGGCGCCAGCCGCACCGCUGCCCGUCCUGCGGGGCUGCUUUCCCGUCCUCUCUGCGGCUCCGGGAGCACCGCUGUGCCGCCGCCGCCGCCCAGGCCCCUCGGCGCUUCGAGUGCGGGACCUGUGGCAAGAAGGUGGGCUCUGCUGCGCGCCUGCAGGCGCACGAGGCAGCCCAUGCAGCUGCUGGGCCCGGAGAGGUUCUGGCCAAGGAGCCCCCAGCACCCCGGGCCCCGAGGGCCACUCGCACACCAGUCACCGCCUCCCCGACAGCCCUCGGGGGCAAUGUGCCUGCGGCUCCCGCGGCCCCUGCCCGCCGCCGAGGCCUGGAGUGCGGCGAGUGCAAGAAGCUGUUCAGCACCGAGACCUCGCUGCAGGUGCACCGGCGGAUCCACACGGGCGAACGGCCGUACCCGUGCCCGGACUGCGGCAAGGCCUUCCGUCAGAGCACCCACCUGAAAGACCACCGGCGCCUGCACACGGGCGAGCGACCUUUUGCCUGUGAAGUGUGCGGCAAGGCCUUUGCCAUCUCCAUGCGCCUGGCGGAACACCGGCGCAUCCACACGGGGGAGCGGCCCUACUCCUGCCCCGACUGCGGCAAGAGCUACCGCUCCUUCUCCAACCUCUGGAAGCACCGCAAGACCCACCAGCAGCAGCAACAGGCGGCUGUGCGGCAGCAGCUGGCCGAGGCCGAGGCUGCCGUGGGCCUGGCUGUGAUGGAGACGGCGGUGGAGGCCCUGCCCCUGGUGGAGGCCAUUGAGAUCUACCCUCUGGCGGAAGCCGAAGGGGUCCAGAUCAGUGGGUGACCGCCCCUUCCCUCCUCAGCACCACCAUGUGCUGGUGCCAAGGCCUCGAGCCUCCCUCUAGACCUCUGUACAUACCAUAGUUUUCGUUUUCCUCCCACCGCCAUAGAAGUCCUGUGACUGGAUUUAUUAUUUUCUUUUGUGGGGUGCUUUGGGGCCCUUGAUGCAUUAAGGCCCCAUCCUCCACCGCCCACCUACAGGGUGGUCCCGCAGUGAAACAAUAAAGACUGAGUUGGACGCUG
Messenger RNA from Jaculus jaculus (lesser Egyptian jerboa), 3459 nucleotides. RefSeq names its product zinc finger protein 574 (gene Znf574). NCBI's taxonomy places the organism in Eukaryota, Metazoa, Chordata, Mammalia, Rodentia, Dipodidae. Gene Ontology annotation, biological process: regulation of transcription by RNA polymerase II. Gene Ontology annotation, cellular component: nucleus. Gene Ontology annotation, molecular function: RNA polymerase II transcription regulatory region sequence-specific DNA binding; DNA-binding transcription factor activity, RNA polymerase II-specific. The transcript has 3 exons. The coding region runs from base 434 to 3220 and encodes 928 amino acids. The record is from RefSeq and is a predicted model, not a curated record.